This is a messenger RNA of Trifolium pratense (red clover), 2165 nucleotides long. Its product is annotated as dol-P-Man:Man(5)GlcNAc(2)-PP-Dol alpha-1,3-mannosyltransferase-like. Gene Ontology annotation, cellular component: endoplasmic reticulum. The record is from RefSeq and is a predicted model, not a curated record. Lineage: Eukaryota; Viridiplantae; Streptophyta; Magnoliopsida; Fabales; Fabaceae. Bases 50 to 1405 code for a protein of 451 amino acids. The transcript is spliced from 12 exons. Gene Ontology annotation, molecular function: dol-P-Man:Man(5)GlcNAc(2)-PP-Dol alpha-1,3-mannosyltransferase activity.
GAGACCAAACAUCGUUGAUGCUGCGAACAAUCAUCAUAACAAUAACAAAAUGGAAAUCGGAGGCAGAAGAUUGAAAAACGUAGAAACAAUGGCCGUGGAAUCCGUUACACAAUCAGCACCUCCGCCUAGAUCAAAACAAAACAACACUUUCAUGGAAAACCCCAAAAUACCCAUAGCAGUUUCUCUUCUCAUUGCCGAUUCAAUCCUCAUCUUCCUCAUCAUCGCAUUUGUCCCCUAUACAAAAAUAGAUUGGGAUGCUUACAUGUCACAGGUUGAAGGGUUUCUAGGAGGUGAGAGAGAUUACCGUAAUCUAAAGGGUGAUACUGGUCCUCUUGUUUACCCUGCUGGUUUUCUCUAUAUUUACUCUGCAUUUCUGUAUCUUACUGGAGGACAAGUUUACCCUGCUCAGAUUUUGUUUGGAGUUUUGUAUAUCAUUAAUCUUGCAAUCGUUCUAUACAUCUAUGUCAAAACUGAUGUGCUUCCGUGGUGGGCUCUUUGCUUACUUUCUCUGUCAAAACGAGUGCAUUCUAUCUUUGUCCUCCGUCUCUUUAAUGAUUGUGUGGCCAUGACACUUCUUCAUGCUGCAUUGCUCUUCCUCAUGCACCGAAGGUGGAAUCUAGGUUUGAUUGUGUUUAGCGUGGCUGUUUCGGUUAAGAUGAAUGUUCUUCUUUAUGCUCCGCCUUUACUGCUGCUCAUGCUAAAGGCUAUGGAUAUCAGUGGUGUGUUAUUGGCUUUAGCUGGUGCAGCAUUGGUUCAGAUAUUAUUGGGGCUUCCUUUCCUGGUUUCACAUCCAGUUGCAUACAUAUCAGGAGCCUUCAAUCUUGGCCGCGUCUUCAUCCAUUUCUGGUCUGUUAACUUCAAAUUCAUCCCUGAACCAGUAUUUGUAUCCAAGGGAUUUGCAAUCUUUUUGUUGGCUGCUCACCUUAUAGCACUUGCUUCAUUUGCACAUUAUAGAUGGUGCAAACAUGAAGGAGGGCUUCUAAAGUUUCUGCAUUCAAGAUAUGUCUUUAUGAGAAUGAAGUUUGCACUUUUCUUCUCCUCCUCUUUUCAGAAGUUUGGCAAGAGCACUUCAACAUCCAUCAAGAUCCUCACUAAAGAACAUAUCGUGACUACUAUGUUUGUUGGAAACUUCAUUGGCAUUGUAUGCGCUCGGUCAUUGCAUUAUCAAUUCUAUUCAUGGUACUUCUAUACCUUACCAUACUUGUUGUGGAGAACACGCUACCCAACAUUGGUCCGAUUAAUUUUGUUCGUGGGAGUGGAGCUGUGCUGGAAUAUCUAUCCUUCAAACAACAUUUCAUCAGCUUUACUUCUCUGUCUUCACUUAAUUAUUCUCUUGGGUUUGUGGUCUGCUCCACCAGAGUAUCCUUAUGCAGAAAAAGAACCAUCAUCCCACAAAGACAAAUAGAAAGCUCAAAGGUUCCUCUCGCUCUAUUGUUUGGAGGAAUUGAAUGACCUGUGCAAGUGAUUUCCCUUUUGAUGUAAAUGUUUGUUUCUGGAAUCUAUGAAGGAGGGAUUAUGACGGCAAUGUCCAUAGUUGCUACAGACUUUAACAAAUCUGGAUAUGGUGCGGUGAUCCAAACACCUUCAUCGCAUCCAGGUUUAUUCUCGAUUCUAUUGCCGUGGAAUUCUGGAACAGAUAUAAAAGAUUGAAUGCACAAGUUUUCGAGGACAGCUCAUGUGUUUGCUCUGGCAAGGGAUCAAGCAUCGGGAACUGUGGUGGAUUCACCUAACCGUAUAAGUUAUCAAAUGAAAGAUGUAGACAAAGAUAACUUAAGCAAAGGAAUUGAGAAGGUGCUUAGAAUAAUGGCAGCAGCCGGAGCCGAAGAAAUUGGGACGCAUAAUAAUAAGGGAAGGAGCUUAAAGGUAAAGGAAGUGAGCUAUCAUGAAUUUGAGAAAUUUGUUAAUGAAGAAAGUUCAAUGUCAUUUACUGACCUUUCGACACCAGUAUGCUCCGCACAUCAGAUGGGAAGCUGUCGUAUGGGUAAUAACCCAAAGGAAUCGGUUGUGAAUCAAAUGGGAGAAACAUGGGAAGUUGAGGGUCUUUAUCUUGCAGAUUCAAGUGUUUUUCCCACAGCUUUGGGUGUGAAUCCGAUGGUCACAAUUCAGGCUAUUGCGUAUUGCACGGCGCAACAUGUUCUUGAAGUUCUCAAAAGGAAAAGAUGAAG